Morone saxatilis (striped sea-bass) is the source of this 3797-nucleotide messenger RNA. It is a transcript of the gene sec22c, whose product is annotated as SEC22 homolog C, vesicle trafficking protein. The record is from RefSeq and is a predicted model, not a curated record. Lineage: Eukaryota; Metazoa; Chordata; Actinopteri; Moronidae. Gene Ontology annotation, biological process: endoplasmic reticulum to Golgi vesicle-mediated transport. The coding region runs from base 286 to 1197 and encodes 303 amino acids. The transcript is spliced from 7 exons.
AGAUUUGUUGUGGUUCUGUUGUAUCAGGAAGAAGAUUUCAACUUAGCUCGCUGGCUCGUUGUUUUUUGUGUUGUUUUACUGUAACUUCUCUUGUAUAGUUGUAACAGGUUAGUCAGGUUUUGUGUGUUAAUCGCUGGCAGGAGAAACUGUGAAGCUGCAGCUGGUGUUUGUGUGUUUGUGGUUGUUAUGAUGCUGUAGUCAGCUAACAUACAGUAGCUAAGGGACAAGGUGCAGCAUGAAACCCACGAUAAUGAGGCAGUGUGUUCUUCAUGGACCCAGUGGAUCAUGUCUCUGAUCCUGUUUGCCUUUGUGGUCCGGGUCAGGGAUGGACUCCCCCUGUCAGCCUCCACAGACUUUGAACACAACCAGGAGCUCCAGGAGAGGAAGCAGCAGCUCAGGACCAUCAGCAAGGCACUGGCCCGUUUCCCUGACAGAGGGACCGUCAAGGGCCAGGAGCUCAACAUACACUUCGUCUCGUCAGAGGGUGUAUCCUACAUGACCGUGUGCCACUGCAGCCUCCCUGUUGCUAAGGCCUUCUGCUUCCUGGAAGAUCUGCGCUGGGACUUCACAGCAUGCUUCAAUAGCACUGUUGUUGCCUUGGCAAACCGGCCAUAUCCAUUUUUGGAAUUUGACAGCACCAUUCAGAAGCUGAAGCAGCAGUACAACCAGAGCGGCGGUCCGGCCCUGGAGGUGACAUUGGCAGAGGUCCAGGAGGAUCUCAGGAUCCGUCCACCACAAAUAAUUCACUUGGAGGAGGUGGAGCUCACCAACGGAAUUGCAAAUGGGCAUAUGGAGCAAGGUCCUGGAUCUGGUCAGAAUGUAAGACUUGAACCAGUGACGGCGCCAGGCAUCCUCUCUCUGGUCCUAAAUAUCUUGUGUGCAUCUUUGAACAUAAUCCGCGGUGUUCACCUUAUAGAGUACACAUUCCAGGACGAUUACGAAGGAAUAUGGAAUGUUUUGGCAUUUCUUCUGGCGUUUGUCUGCUGUGUGUGCCAGUGCCACCUCUACCUGUUCCAUUCAUCUCUGAAGAAACACAAGUCCUUCACUCUGUUGAGUGUGAUCGUCCUAUGCAACCUCUACCUGCUUGGCCUAAGGAACGUGUGGCAGCUGAUCUUCCACAUUUCAGUCGCCUCCCUCUCCACCUUCCUCAUCCUCACCCGCAAAUUCCAAGACAGAACCAAUGACUGUGGGGUCUGAGGAGCAGAGGACGGUUUAUUGCGCUGCACCUCUCACGGCUCCAGGUGAGAUCGACAGGGAAGAAAAUAGCUUGAUCCACAUGAGGUAUGAAGAUGUUCAAUUUUGUGUCUUCAUGGGAAAUUCUAAUUACAAGUGAAUAUUUUCUUGUACUUGCACUUUGUGUACAUUGUUUCCGAGACUGUAAAGUAUAUACAGUGAAAUGCAGUUCUUUCUGGAUCCUUAACAGUAUCUGGUUUACCUUAAAAAUAACACUGUAAACGGGAAAGCUUAAAGGAGAUGUCUGUUUUCUCAGUCAGUGCCAUCUUGUCCCAAAAAGUUAUUGAACAAAAUGACAGGAAGUUUUUCAGUCAGAGUUUCUGACCAAAGUUUUUCAUGUAGAAACAAUAAUUUAGUUUAAUCACAGCGAAAACUGUCGGCCGUGCUUGCUGUGUUUUUUUAUCAAGAUACAUUUCUGCUCACAUUCAGCUCAGUAUUAUUUCUGCUGCCACUGGCCAUCGAUUAUUUAUAGUUUACGACGCAAAAUGUAACUGACAUUAGAUCUAAUUGUCCUUUUUAAAUAGGCACAAAUGGCUGAUUAGCAGACAAUUAGGUCGUCCAUCCUGCAACUGGUAGCAGUGUGAUACAUAAAGUCUUUAGCGUAGUUUAAUUUAAAAUCAGUGGCAGUCAAGUAAAGAGGACAGUGCAGCUGUUGUUAUUUGUUUUUUAGGCUACAGUAAAAACCUACUGCAGAGGUGGGAAUUUAAAGCUAUGGGUUGUUUCAUGCCUUACUGUGUGUUUAAUUGUGUUGACUUAUAUAUAAAUACACCGGCAAGUGCUCAGCUAGUCUUUGCAAAGGUUUAAAUGUAAGGGCUCCGUUAUUUAAUGACUCAAUGGGAAUUACAUUCUACACAGAGGGACAGUCAGUCUCAUGUCAGGCAUAUAAUCAUUAUUAUAUUAUUAUUAUUGCUAUUUUCAACAAAGUUUGUGAUCAAAAGAGAAUUGUAUCACAUCAACUCCAGUUUAAACUCACAUGAUCAAAGCAAAUUUUGGUAUUUUAGUUUGUUUCCUCUUUUUCUACUGUGUAUUGUCAAAAUGUAAACUGCGGGUGAAAGAAUGAAAGCACUGAUUUUAUGGGUAAAAUAGUUUUGCAAUUUGUUGGAAAAACAUUUUGACUGCACUAUUAGGUUUAGGUUUGUUUUUUUGUGUUGGUAUGGCAAUUUGUUUUUGAAUGUGUUGCAUAUCAGGUUCAGCUAAAAUGAUAUUUAUAUUCUGGUUUAUGUUUACUUGGUUGAUUUUUUUUAUUUUUAUUCUUUCCUUCCUUUGUGGUUUAUAACGCCGCUCCAAUCUGUAGUUCUCAGAUUGUUAUAGACAUAGAAAUCCUACGUAACAUAAUCUAUGUUUCAAUAUAGAACACAAUCACAGUAGCGCUGCUAAGUAACAAGGCUAAGUAUAAGUCUUCUUUUAGUUAUUUUUUUAACAGUUUGUGUAUCUAGCUUCUUAGACAUCCAGUUGCACUAAUGUCCGUUAAGCAAGGGAAGUGAAUUAUUAGUUUAUAGUGUUUGUCAGAGCAAGUAGCAUUGUGGCAUUGUGUCCUUUACAUCAAAAUAUCCCCUUUUAUCAAGAAAGUUAGAAGAACUUUUAAAGGAAAACAUCUGACAAUCCAAACGCCCUUCACUAAAAUAAAUAGUUUGGAAAUGUCACUUUUAGCUUGUAGUUUACAAAGUUUACAAAGAGUUAGGAAAUGGAUGUUCUCACAGGAAGCAUUAAAUGUAGCUGCAGAUUACCCAGUUAAGCAGACCCAGCAGAUUAAUACAUUUUAAAUUGUUGUGCUCUCCAGAUAUUUUGGUAAACUGCUGAGAGUUAGACGGUGAACGGCCUUUUGAUGCUGUGUUCAACCACAUAACAGAGGAGUAAACCCUUUUUAAAUUAGGUUUUCUUUGACUGGGUCAACGGAAAUUUACGGACAUUUUGAAUACAAUGAGUAAGUGUUUUCAUGUUUUAAUGCUGCAUGGUAUUUUCUGUGCAGGACAUUGACGAUACUAUAAUAUUUUUGAUACAAAGGAGGUUUUACUGACUCUACUGUAGACUACUAAGUUGUUGACCAAAUGAAUUGUAAAAUAAUGUCGCCACCAAUGUUCUAAAGAUGUAGAACCAAAUAAUGUGGAAGAUAUUUUCUGACUUGAAGUUAAAAUGAAGAAGAAUUAUGUUGAUAAUGAAGGUUUGUAACAUACAGUAGAGAUACACUGUACAUUUUAAACAUGUGGCAGCCUUUUUGUAGUAUAUAUAUAUUUGUUUUUCUUUUGUCAACAUCUGAAGUUUUAAGUCUAAUCUGAUUACAGGGCACGGUUUGGAAGUAAUUCAGGUUCAGAAGGGCAACCUGAUGUUUAAUAGGACAUUUUCUCUUCAAUACAAAACGCAGUCAGCAGAAUGAAGUCAUUUGUAAUUAGACUCACAUACGGUUGAUUUUAUUGUAUUUUCUGGCUGCAACAAGUUUGUGAUAAUGGGAAGUAAUGUAACAAUGUCAUUCAUUGUAUCUGCCAAAUACUCUGGUGAUUACAGGGCUUUAUUUUUUCCUGCGUGGUAAAACUGACAUUUCAUCAAUAAAUAGUGUCUUUUUUCCA